Bolinopsis microptera is the source of this 1620-nucleotide messenger RNA. RefSeq names its product deleted in malignant brain tumors 1 protein-like. The coding region runs from base 37 to 1620 and encodes 527 amino acids. The transcript is spliced from 6 exons. The record is from RefSeq and is a predicted model, not a curated record. Lineage: Eukaryota; Metazoa; Ctenophora; Tentaculata; Lobata; Bolinopsidae. Gene Ontology annotation, cellular component: membrane.
CUGAAGAAUGUUAUAAAAAUGUAAAUUACCGGCUAGAUGAAAAUAUUUUUAGUGGUUCUCCUCGUACACGGAAUUGCUGCCGAAGUGGUAUUCAGACUUGUGGAUCAUUGGGGUAACACUAUUGUGCGAGGUGGAGAGAGUGGAUUGCUUUUGGCAAAUGGUGGAACAGUGUGUGAUGAUUUUUUCUCUUACAAUUCCGCUGCUGCGAUUUGCAUAAAAAUGGGAUUCUCUGAGACAGGGAGCUGGAACUCUGGAAACCUUUGGAGCGUGCAGAAUAAUUACAACAUAGGACUUGAUAAUGUUAUAUGCAGAGGAACGUAUUGGAGUUCCUGUACCUACACAACAUCACACAAUUGUGGUCAUAACGAAGAUGUCUUCCUCAGCUGCCAGGGACAAAUUGAUCCGGUAUUCAGACUCGUGGACAGAGAAGGUAACACUAUUACUGUUACUCAAGGUGAAGAGAAUGGAUUGCUUUUAGCAAAUGGUAACACAGUCUGUGCUCCUUUUUUCUCUGACGAUGCCGCUGCCGCUAUUUGUAGAGUAAUGGGACUACAUCACGAGGGAGUGAGCUGGAAUUUUGGUUAUUUAUGGCCAGGCAUAGGGCGUAAUUUUAACAUAGUACGUGUUAAAUGCAUAAAUACGUAUUGGAGUUCCUGUCGCUACGAAAAAUCAACCUGGUGUACCCCCGGCGAACAUAUCUUCCUCACGUGCGGUCCUGAUGUAACACCGACACACAAAGACGCUUACAACGGUAAAGAAACAGUUCUCUCCUGUAAAGUCACGGGAUUAGAAGCAAAAGCUACAGUGAGUUGGACCAAGGGAAACCAAACAGUAGACGGAUCAACUGAAGGGGAACUGAUCGGUUAUACUCAGAUCUCCACCCUGACAGUUAUCAACCCACAAGAGGAUACGGAGUACACUUGUGUGGUUACAUCUGGACGGAACCCAUUGUCGAAACCCUCUGAGACGCUUGUGUCACUCAACGUCUAUGCCACAGAGAUAUCAAGCAAGGGAGUACUCAUUAACACAGAAACAUCACUCACUUGCAAAAUUAAAGGAAUAACCGAGGAAAUGUCCAUUGAAUGGACUGGAUUUGAGGAUGGUGAUGACAACUAUGUGCCAAGUUCAGGAUCCUAUGAUUCUGUCUCCAACAGUCAAACAGGAACUUUGACUGUCAAAUCAACAGCUGUCACUUCUAAUAAAAUGUACACUUGUACUGUGUCCUCACUUCAAAACACUGAAUCAGACAAGGAGGAUUUUGAAGUCCACCUUUAUGUAUACGAUUUUAGUCUGAUAGAUUGGAAAGGUAGAGACGUUGGUGUGGGAGUACGAGGAUUACUGAUAGUCAAUGAGGGAACAGUUUGUAACGACGAUUUCAGCAACAACUCUGCCAAUGCUAUUUGUCGUAGGAUGGGGUACAGUGGUCAAAUUAGUUGGACUUCUUCUGACAAAUGGAAAAUGCAAGAUGAUCGACCCAUUGCUAUGGAUGAUGUGUUUUGUAACACUUCUGAAUGGAGCUCAUGCUCUUAUUCAUGCUCUCACAACUGUGAUCACAGUAAAGAUGUAUUUCUUCAGUGCCAGGGAAUAAGUGAGUUGAUUACUGAAAUUCGGCUUGUAUAA